CCGUCCUCGCCACACACACGCCACACAGGAUGUCGUGCUGUGAGGGCACUCGGUCGCUUCACAAGCGUUACAAAAUAUCACUAACCGGCGGCUGGUCCGGGAAAGGUUCACGGGCAGCAACGACGGACCUGAUGCUACCGGUGGCUACAGACGUGCGACCGUCACCACCAGCAGCACCAUCAGCAUUAUUAGCCGCAGCGUCGAAUGAUAGUAGCCGUGUGUGCGGUAUGGCGAUCGCGGACCUUACCACGCGCCACAGUGAUAGUAGUAGCAGCACCUGCUGUAGUACCCGCGACAGUGGUUUUAGUAUAAGCACUACCAAAAGUGACCCCCGGCUGAGCAGCAGGAGUAUAGGCGCUAACAGUAGACGAAGAAGUAUUAUCACUCCCGCCCGUACUCGCCGAAGGACGACAACGGCACAGGACACGGCCCGAAGAAAGCAAGCCACCACCGUGUCGAGACGGUACGGGCGACUGUUGGUAGUUUUUGUAAGUAGUAUACUGCUGGCGGUUCUCGCCGGACCGAGCCGUGUUGGGGCAGUGCUGCUCGACACGGUCGGUGGUGUCGGUGGCCCUGGCGGUGACGCGAAAGCACCGGUGCAAGCGUUCGGCGAUGAGCUGGGCGGUGUCAACCUGGAACGGAGCAUAGCGGCCGUGUUUAGCCGCGUUGCUUACGGGUCCACCACGACAACGAAGCGUAGCAUACCGGAUAACGUGUACGUGCCGAGCCUGACGACCGUCUCCACACCGUUGCUGACCACGUUUAGGUACGAUAACAAGAAUAAGGACACACUCGGUGGACCGGGCGCUGGCGGUGGUCUCGGUGAUAAGGACUCGCACUACAACCAGCAGCAGAUCAGCGCUAACCACCGGAACUACGAGCUCGAUCUUGAGCGGGACCACGUACUGCCAACGUCGGCUCCGAACGCGGAAAUUCUCAAGAGCAACAGUAAUCCGACCUAUCCGAACCCAAACCGCCAUCAUAACCACGAUCGUCACCGGCACUCAAACUCCACGCCAUAUCCGCACGGUCACAACGCGAAAAAGGGCUUUCCAACGAAUUCGAUGUUCUCGGGCGAUAUUCCAGCGUACUCACCGCCUUCGCGUACCUUCUUCACGCCUCCACUGCCCCGCAACUACACCAACCCCUUCGCCGACAAGCCUACGCUGCGCGGUACGAACAGUGACAGUACGAUCAUCAACACCGGCACCUACGCAAAUCGACGACCGCUUCCUCCGCCGAGUCUGAUGCCCGGGCACGAACGAAUCCCAAUGCGCCCACCAGAUCUAGUGCCGGGUGCACCGGGAACGGGUGGGCUAGGAGUAUCACCUAACAACGCGGCAGGUUCUCCGAAGGUGGUCGGAAACCCGGAAGUUAGCGGUGGUAUGAUACCACCCGGCUCAUCCGGCCCCUCUUCAUCCCAGUCGAUGGAAGCACAGCGAAAGAAAGCCCUCAACACACCGUCGGAGAAGUCGAACAAGCUCGAUGCGGCCAAGGGCUACGAUGGCAAUAGCAAGCUGUUCCUGCUGGAUGAGAACGCCAAUUCGAGUGCGAUACUCCCGAACGGUAUGCACUUCCCGUCGAUCUCACGCAUUCUGUCCGGUUCGAACGGACGUCCGCAGAUGAUACCGGAUGUGUUGUUACGAUCGGUCACUUCGGCUCCACGCCCCAACCAACCGGCUUACGAGCUUGGCGGUGGAACUGGUGGUGCGACUUCACUCAGUAACGCUAAGAGUCCGGGUGGUGCGUUUGGAAACAGGCCAGUUGGGUUGGAUGGUGAACGGGAUCGGGAUGGACUAACGAAUGGAGGUGGUGAUGGUGCUGGUCCAGCAGGAGAUGGUGGUGAUGGAAGACGUCACUUUGAGGAUGACGAAGGGGAGAAUGACGAGGAAGAGGAAGAUGAUGAGGAUGAUCCGUUUGAGGAGGGCGCAGCACGACAGCAACCUGGCGGUGGUAGCACAUCUAAUAUAGCGACUUCUACCGUCUCGUCGAUGCACGUCCAAUCGUCCUCUUCAUCGCCAAUAACGCAACGGAUGCCGAAUCUUAACCUCAAAUCGGUCAUGAUCAAGAAUGCGACGGGUGAGGAAGCUGGUGGACCGGGUUACGGAAACGAUCGUACCUUCCCGGGUGAGAUAGCGGACUUUAGCACGUGGACGAUCGCUUGGAACAUUCACGUCUAUCUGUCGGCGAUCCUCUUUACCAUACUGGCCGUGUACUCGAUUUUCAAGAUCAUAUUCUACGACAAGCUGACGCACCUGUUCUCGCAGGCGUACUUCAUCAGCAUCCAUCUGAUCCUGAUCAUCAUCUGUCUGUUGCGCAUAUUCUAUCUCUGCUACGAUGCGUACAACAUGCACUUUAGCUUCAAUCUGUUUGUAUCGGAGCUGUUACUGAAUCUGCCACUAACCUUCCUCACGACAACGUUCGCCAUCCUUAUACUGUUCCUGUUACUUCGCUCGAUCAACCACAAAACGAACCGAUACAGUUCCAUCCUGAGGCCGCUUACCAUCAUCAUCGGUUCGGUGGUGCAUGUCACGCUUUGCAUCACCCUGCAUCUGGUGGAAUCGUACGAAACGAAGCAGUUCUAUCACAAACAGCAUCAGCUUCAGAGUAAACAGCUACAAGCGGUCGGCGGAGGACUGGGUGGCCGUGGUGGUGGUCAUACACCGCCAACAAACAUCCAGAUUCCGCCACGCGUACUUUCGCUCAUCUGCCAGAUCAUUUACAUUUUUAUCUGUCUCAGUCUCGGCAUUCUGUACCUGUACAUGUACCGGUUGUUGAAGCGCAUCCUGCACAAGAGCCAGAACUACAUCCACGGGUAUAAUAAUCUGUCGUACGCAAUUCAUAUCACGAUCGCGACGGCGCUGCUGUUCAUUCUGCUCGCAGCCCUGCAGAUCUACGGUGCCAUCAGUAUUAGCUCGCAGACACGCGUCAAACUGUCGCCAAGCAGCGGUCUGCCGGGAGAUGGUCCCGGUGGACGACCUGGCGGCGGUGGAACACUUUGGGCAUCGCACAUCGAGAUCGAUUGGUUCCAGUGGGGCUAUCAGUUCAGUAUACGGUUUAUUGAGAUUGUUAUCGUGGCACUGCUGUCGUGGGUGACCGGACUGAAGACUGGCACGUCGAAAGUGAUCCAACGCGAGAAGGAUAUGGAGCAACCGAAUGCGAGCGGCUUUGCGCUGUUCCCCUGUACGUCCUCCUCGAGCCAGGAGAACUUCGAGACGGACUAUCCGGCUGUGUGCAAUACGAACCGUAAUCUUCAUACCUACACGAUGCGUACCGGGAAACCGAUCUACGAUGACAACUUUGCGCUUAACUCACUCAACCUCGAACAAACCAACCAGCAAGACUUGCAGCUUGGUCCGCCGGGUGUUGGUGCUGGCAACGAGUUCCAGCGGUCGCUCGAAACGAACAGUAUGCGUUCGUCCUCGCACAACUACAGCAACAACUACAACGGUAGCAACAGCAACAACGAACAUGGUCCCGAUCCGGGCGAUGAUUUCCUCAACGAAACUGAACCCAUGCCGGAUCACUACGAAAACCCUAACUUUGAGCUAAAGCAGCACCAUCACCAUCAGCACAGUGGUAGUGGUGGAGCGUCCUCGAACCAGUACCACGACAUCAUGGACAACUGCUACUCGGAACCGAUCGGUGCACCGCAGUACGAUACGAAAUCGUUACGCGGACAACCUGCGGGACAUCCGAUGGCACCACCGCACCGUAAUUACGAUUUCCAAAACUUCGAACGACCCAACUUUGAUCCGCAGCACAUGCAGCCGACACUCCCGCAACCGUCCGCACUGAGUGCCGCCCAGUCAAUGGCACGCGGUGAGUUCCGGGCCUCGAAAAAUCUGAAAACGCUCAAGAGUGGUCAGCUGCAAAACGAUCUUGGUGGUGGUGGUGGUGGUGGUGCAAAUACGAUGGGUCAUCAUCACUACAAUCACCACGCCAACAUGGUCGCACCGGGGGGUCCUGGAGAUUCGUUCGAUAGGCGGAUUGGUGUGCGAAAAAGUGGAACGCUAAACAAUAUCGGCGCGAUGCACUUUAACCCGCACGGAAGUGGUCGUAACAACAACUCCAACUCGUCUGCGUCCUCUUCAUCUGCCGCUUCUUCGAAUAAUCGGGCGAUACAGCAGCAACAGCAGCAGCGUCGUGGCCCAAUGUCCGGAGCACAAACGCUCAGCUCCACUGCUGCUGCCGCCCACCAUCAACAAGCGCCUCCGCCCCAUCAUCACCCUGCCGGGCAUGGUUUCCCGCAUCCCGGUAGUUUCAACGAUCGGCUACUGAAUGGUGGUGCUACAGCGGAUUCACUCGAAAGGAUCGCUGCCGGUCAUGCCGGACCGGAAGGUAACUUUGACGAGGGUGCUACCAAUGGGUAUUAUCACAGCAAGAAGCGAUCGCGAGAGUCGUCCAGCUCGAGCUACACUGGAGGAGGAGGUGGCGGUGGUCCUGUACCGUACGCAACCAGUAACGAUCAUCAUCCCCACCCGCACCACCAUCCUCACCAGCCGAUGGAUUCGUCUCCCUCGCCGACGGCUAGCAUCGGCGGUAGCGGCAAUGGAACGCCAACGGGGGUUGGAGGUAUGCCUCCCGGUAUUAAUGGGACGUCCACCGCAACCGGUGUCCUGCCGGGCAAGAUGGAACGCGCCCAGGACAAUGGAAGUAUGCUGGUGGCCGAGCAAGGUUUCGUGCGAUUCCGUGCACUAGAGGAACCGACGUUAGGUUCGCGGACAAACCUGCGCGACAAGGGUGGCAAGAUGUUUAUCAACUCGUAA
Messenger RNA from Anopheles maculipalpis, 4769 nucleotides. RefSeq lists its product as uncharacterized. Lineage: Eukaryota; Metazoa; Arthropoda; Insecta; Diptera; Culicidae. Bases 30 to 4769 code for a protein of 1579 amino acids. The transcript has 3 exons. The record is from RefSeq and is a predicted model, not a curated record.